Triticum turgidum subsp. durum (durum wheat) is the source of this 489-nucleotide messenger RNA. The record is from the annotation of a GenBank genome assembly. NCBI's taxonomy places the organism in Eukaryota, Viridiplantae, Streptophyta, Magnoliopsida, Poales, Poaceae.
AUGUCAACCAGCACGUUUGCAACCUCGGCCCGCGCGCUCCAGCACAUCAUUUCAACAGCCGGUGCCUCCCGCAGAGCGGCCACGAGCCCUCGCCGUCCGUCGUCUCUACGCUUCGCCGGCCGAGGAGGCGCGCCGCUGCAGGUCCCGAGCCUCCUUAUUAGGUCAUCCCGCUGCAAGCCGGACGUCUCAGCGGCGGUCGUCUACAGGGUGAAGCUGGUGACCCCGGGAGGGCGGGAGUACGAGCUGGAGGCGCCGGACGACGCCUACAUCCUCGACACGGCCGAGAGCGCCGGCAUGGAGCUGCCGUGCGCGUGCCGCGCCGGGGCGUGCUACAAAUGCGCCGGCAAGGUCGAGGCCGGCACGGUCCACCGGGCGGACGGGUCGCUCCUCCACGGCAGGCUGCAGGAGGAAGGCUACGUGCUCAUCUGCGUGUCGUGCCCCAGGUCCGACUGCGUCAUCCAUACCCACAAGGAGGAUGACCUUUGGUGA